CGCUCACUCACCCACCCACCUCUGCUCCGCGUCCUCUUUCCCAAGCUAGCUUGACCGCCUACCUUAUUACAGUACGUAGACCCUCUCACCUUUACCUCCUGGCCUUGAGUGUGCUAUGCACGGGCGUCCAGUGUCCUGCAUCUGCUCAAACUGCGCAAGGGACAGCCUUGGUGCAAUCAAGCGCGCGCAUGCGAGCCUAAGGUUCUUGCCUCGGUUGGUAUCUGUGCCCGUCGCAUCCUAGGAAGCCAUUCCAGCACUGGGGCAAGAUCGUCCUAGCCCGCCACUACAUUGAUUUCCGCCCGUCCGCCUCCUACGACGCUCCCAGCAGCCCAUGUCCUGCUCUAUCCCUGCCGGCCCUGCUUGCAAACUCGCAUCCUGAGCGCGCGAGCCGAAUGUGCACUGAUGCGUUUCACGUGCUCCUCUAGCCGAUCACCCCCGCCGAUCCCCCAGCCUAUGGCCGGCACUCCAAUGCGCUGACUCCGCCAUUCUAUCUCUCAUCGUGGCUAGAUCGGCGCCUCGCUUCCACAUUGCGCCCUCGUGCCGCGGCCAUGGCUGCCAGCUGGCGUCCACGUCAUCAUAUAUUCAGACCCUGACGACGCCUGCUGCAUCCAUCUGCCUAGUCCCGUUUCUAGGUUUCUUCAAGCCUCCUCGUUUUUCUUCCGCGUUUCUUGACGGCGUGCGGCACGACGCGGACGACGACCAAUGUCGAAUGCGGGCGAGCGGGUGAUGAAAGAGGGAUCGGCUCGUAGAGCGGGGGAGCGCAGGGGGAGUAGAAGCAUGGGCGGGGGCUCGGAGAACAGCAGAGGCUCGGCGAGCGCCGGUGCCAACGGGGUUAUCGACGCGCGCUCCAAGGCCUCCGAGAAAGGCAAAGGCGCCAGCGAAACGGCCGAGGAAACGUCGAGCGAAAUCGAGAGCGACGUGACCGUCGAGAUGGACAGCACCGGCACCAGCAGCAGCAGCGGCAGCUACAGCGGCAGUAUCAAGGCGGACAAGGCGGCGACGAGCCAAGGGGGGAGGCAGUCGGGUGCAGGCCCCGCCGUCCACCCGAACCGGGAGCUCCCCAUGCCCACGCUCAACCGCGCCCGCUUCGGCCUCCCCGCCAUCUGCCUCGACCUCGCCGUGCUCCCCAGCGGCUCCGCCGGCAGCCCGAGCGGCGGAAGCAAGGCGGCGCAGGCGCGCGCGGGCGCGGACGGGCGGUGGGCGCGGAGCGCCAGCAGCGGAAGCGCCGGGAGCAGCGCGGAGGAGGAGACGGGGGAAAUCGUGGGGACGGAGGAGGAGCCGAUGGACGUGCGCGCGCGCAAGCAGAAGUUUUUGUUCUUCGAGAAGGAGUGCUCGCAGAUCAUGGCGCACGUGUUCGUGGGCAGCGACGCCGUGGCGCGCGACAGGGACAUCCUGCGCAAGUCCGGCAUCACGCACGUGCUCAACUGCGUGGGGUUCGUGUGCCCCGAGUACUUCCCCGGCGAUAUCAUCUACAAGACGCUCUGGCUGCAGGACAACACGUCGGAGGACAUCGGGUGCGUGCUGUAUGACGUGUUCGACUUCAUCGAGGCGGUGCGCGAGGCGGCGGGGCGCGUGUUCGUGCACUGCUGCCAGGGCGUCUCGCGCUCCACCUCGCUCGUCAUCGCUUACCUCAUGUGGACCGAGAAGCGCGGCUUCGAGGACGCGUUUCGGUUCGUGAAGGCGAUCCGCGGCGUGGCGAGCCCCAACAUGGGCUUCGCGUGCCAGCUGCUGCAGUGGCAGGAGCGCGUGCUGCCGCCCUCCGCUCUCCCGCCCGCGCACCCCGCGCUGCUGGACGACACGGGCACCGCGGAAGACGGGCGCUGCAGCAGACAGGAUGGGGACGGCCCUCGGGAGAGAGAGGAGAGGGAGGAGCGGGAGAGGGAGAGGGAGAGGGAGAUGGAGCGGGUGGUGCGGGUGUAUCGCAUGGCGCCGCAUUCGCCGUACGAUGCCGUGCACCUGGUGCCCAAGAUGGUGCUGGAAGUGGGGCCUCGCUGCCUCGACCCCCGAGGAGCCUUCGUCAUCCAGGUGGGUCGCAGCGUGUACACGUGGAGGGGCAGCCAGUGCCACGCGCUGAUGGCGGAGCAGGCAGAGCGGGCAGCGCGGCAGCUCGUCACGUACGAGGGCCUCUCGCUCUCCCCCGACUGCCCCUCCCCGGUGCUCCAAGGCGCAGAGCCCGCGCCCCUGCUCUCCGCCCUCCGCUCGUACGCCUCGCAAUCUGAUAGGCGGGCCAGCGGGGGGGGCAGUGGCGACGGCGGCGGCAGCAGCAGUGGUGACUGGGCGGCGGUGAUAGAGAGAGAGGGGCUGACAUAUCUUGGGCAGGACGCGCAUAAGAUUGCGGGCGCGGGGAGCAAGUCCCUUGCCACGGACUCCAACAUCCCCAAGCUGGCCUCCAUCCCUGGCAGUCAGAGCGCCAGGAACAGCAGCAGCAGCAGCAGCAGCAGUAGCAGUAGCUGUAAUAGUGGCAGUGGCAGUGGUAGCAGCAGUAGCGGUAACGGAAGCAGCAGCAGUGCUGGUAGUAGAGACAGCAGUAGCUCGCAUACUGAAGGCAACGCAUGCAGGGACGGCACCAGCACCAGCACCAGCAGCAGCGGCGAGAGUGGUCCCAUGGGAGAGGUGGCAGAGCAGCAGAGCGAGUACGACUUCGACUACGAGUGUUUCCUCAACGCCGUGGACGGAGGCACGCCCAAGCCCAUCCCGGGCCUGGGGUCCCCCAGCUCCAAGGUGCUGCCGCACCACGGCAGGGGCUGGCUGGGCGCCACUCUAGACGACUGCUGGGCGUCGCUCGCUGCAGGGGGAGGGGGUGGGGAUGUGGACGAUAAUAGUGACGGUGCAGGGGAAUGCAGUGAGCGAGCGUCCUUUCGCCUGCACAGCCGGUCAUUUUCCGUGGGUCAAGCCACGCUGCCCUCACUAUUCCCAGUUCCGCCCUCCGCCUCCUCCUCCGCGUCUGGUCCGUCUAAGCCGGGCGCGCUGUCCUUAGGAGCGGACUCCGGGGGGAAAGCUGGCUUGGGCAAGCCCCGCUUCGCCCCUGUGCUGCGCAAGCCGCUGCCGUCCCUGCCGUCGCCCUCGUCCUUCUCUCCGCGCUCCCUGGGCUUCUUCCCGCCCUCGGGCGUGGGCGCGUACGGCGCGGCGCUGCAGAAAUACAGCCCGGAGAAGAAAGGCGAGGGUGGCAUUCCGGGUGCAGCAAGCACAGCAGGCGCAGCGGGUGCAGCGGCAGGCAGUGGCAUGUCUACCAGUAACAGUGGCAGCGGUAGCAGCAGCAGCGGCAGUGGCAGCAGUAGCGGUAUUCAAACGAAGGCUCAGCGGGGUAGCAGGCUGCAGGUGUCCACAGGGGGCCUCGCGGGCUUGCAGGGGAUGGGCGGGACGAGUGGGGCGGGUGAUCAGCAGCUGGUAGGAAGGAUUGUUGUGGAUGACAUGAAAGCCGUGCGAGAGGAGGAGGAGGCGGAGGUGGAGGAAGGGGAGGAGGGUGCAGGGGGUGCGUACGGCGUUCAGAGGGUGUCAGUGCGAGGUGGGGAAGCAGGCAGCAGGAGGGAUACGCAUGACGCAGAGGGCGUGGGGCAGGGAGCAACAGCGCAGGAGGAGAGGAGAGUGAGAGAGCCGCGGACCCGUGUAAGUCGAGGGAAGACGAGCAGUGGAGCAGCAGCAGCAGGUAGAGGAGAGGUGUCAGGGACCAGGGAGCGAGCAGCGUCUGCUAGAGAUGGCACAAGGGCCUCCCGGGAGCGAGACCCUGCUGCAGCCUCUUCUCUUGCUGCUGCACCUUCCGCUCGUCCGCUCCCUCCCAAGCCUUCCCUGCCCUCUGGCGGGGCCCCAGCAGCAAAUCCUGGCCCCCUUACCUCCUCCUCUGCAGCCCCCCGCUCCACCCUCCCCCCCAAAGGCCGUUCCGCCUCCCCUUUGCGCCGCCCCCGGCCCCAGCAAGCCAGUAGUGGUGCUGUUCCCAGGGGGGGAGGCAGGGGCGGUGGUGUGGGUGGGAUGGCUGAUGGGUUGAUGGAUGGGGGAGGGGGGGCAGGAGAUGAGGAGGAAGAGGAUGGCAGUGCGGAAGGGGGGGGAGGGGAUCUAUAUGGGGUGCUGCUGACGCCUAGAAGGCAGCCGCCUGUGUCAGCCUUUGGGAGGGAGAGGGGGACGCGGAAGGGGAGAGAGGGAGGGGAGGGCGGUGUUAGGAGAGGGCGAGUGGGGGCGGAGGACAAGUGGGGGGGCGAUGGGGAGGGGAAGGAAGGAGGUGAGAUGAGCUUUGGGGGGAUUGAUGGCGGGUUUGGUGUGACUGGGAUGGAUGAUGAGGGGGGGAUGGGGGGGAUGGGGAGUGACGAUGAGAGUGGCGGUGGGAUGGCGUUCAACCUGCCCACACCUAGGAGGGGUGGGCCACAGAUUAAGAAGAUAUUCUAGUGUAAGAGAGUAUGGGGACACGGAGGAACAAGACGAGCCAGAAGCAGUCGCAGCAGAAGCAGCAGCAGACGCCGGGACAUGGCAGUGGGGGUUAGGAUGAGCAUGUACGCUACAAAAUACCGCUCGUAGAUUUGCAUGGGCUAGGAUGGGUGUGGGUGAUUUGUAGGAGUGAUGCUGUUGAGAGAGCAGCACGCGUGGCAGCAGGCUUACACAUGGGCGGACAGAUGCGAAGGAGGAAUGGGAUGCUGCUGGGAGUGAGAGGGUGGUGUGGUGUGGUGUGGAGCUCAAGGUGUGGGUGUAGUGGUGCACGGGUGCAGUGGUGUGGGGGACAGUUGCAGCGGCAGAGCAACGCCGCAACAGAGGAGAAGUGGAGAGAACGGUUUGGAUGGAUGCUAAGGAAAUUGGUUUGUGCAAUGCAUUGGCUGCCCGUGUAUGUGCAGCCCGGUGUGGUGUAGACCUGCUUACGUCGCUAGGUAUUUAUGUGGAAUGCUUGUCGUACUACCGUAGUUGGUUUUUUUAAUCAAAGUCGGUCUUUUCU
Closterium sp. NIES-67 is the source of this 4915-nucleotide messenger RNA. The record is from the annotation of a GenBank genome assembly. Lineage: Eukaryota; Viridiplantae; Streptophyta; Zygnematophyceae; Desmidiales; Closteriaceae.